AAACAGUUUUGGAGCGGCUGGGGAUUCACUGGGAUUUUCGGAUGGGUUGGAUCGGGGAACUUUGCAUGGGGCAACCACGUAGCUUUUGUAAAACAAACCAUUAGCAGCUAAUAAACAUUAGUCAUGCGACAAAGCAACAAAGUCUCCUGGAGACUGAAGACUGGAGUUUGGAGUUUGGAGCUUGGAGUCUGGAGAGGUCCGAUGAUUUAAUCGUGGGUAACCAAAGCAGGCAGCGCGUGUUGACAGUCAAACCAUUAUCAAUCACUGGGCUAGAGGAUACUUAGGUAGUUGGCCACUGUUCUUGGGGGUCUAUAAGGUGGCUCCCCUGAUAAAAUCGUUUUGUAAGUGAUCGUGGACAAAUCGUGUACAAGAUUGUGCCAUGGAGACCAUUAGAAACUCUAUUCGGUAAUUGGCAAUUAAGAGCGGUACCCUCGUCCUUGAGCUUCUCUGAAUUCUGGUUGUGUGUCACCAUCUUACCAUCCACCUCUGCGGAUCCUCAGAGUCCUCGACUGGGAUCCCUCGUUAUUUAUGAGCGUUUCGGCCAAUCACAAAUCACCGGGCUUCGAGCAUUUUGUUUUGCACAUUUUUAUAGUCGCUACUGAUGCUAUGCAAGUCGAAGAAGUUAACCUGGUUUGAUUUGCAAUGGGGGCUGGAUUUAAUGGGCAGGUUUUCAAGGAAGGAGGUCCAGUUAUGGGGAGAUGCUGGACUUAAAAUAAUAAUUUUUAUUGGUUGGAGAAGGAUCCUAACUUACGUUCAUGGAGAUUCGAAAAGAGGUUACUAGAGAUCCACCGACUUUGGACCGUUAUCAGUCCCACUUAAUACCGUUUUUUAUAUCCUCAAGAAAAAUAUCUGACAUCCUAUUCCCCGAUUCGGACAUUCCAAGCGGUUAUGUCAUCCAGUCCAUACCAUAGCUUCACUUCCUUCCCACACUCACACAAAUCUUAGAGAAACACUGCCGUGACGAACCGAGUCACCUCGAAAGAUGAUCGCUGCGCAUGCGCAUAACCGUAAGAUUCACACAUGCCUGGGAAUCGGAAUCGGGCGAGGAUGAGGAUGUGGAUGUGGAUGUGGAUGUGCGCUGGAUGCGGAUGAGAAUGUGAAUGUGAAUGUGGAUGAGGAACAAGAGAAAUACAUUUUGAAAAUUUAACGAUGCGCACAUUUUAUUACCGCAAUUAAUUACAAAAACAACGCGGCCAAAACGAAAUCUUAGUCACUUUAUCAGGAGAGGACCAGGCAACGCAAGAAGAAAGAAAGAGAGAAGAGCGGGGCGAAAGAGAGAUGCCAGCGAUCUGAGGGAAGCGAUAAGCCUUAUGAUAGAUGUGACUAGUAGAACGCUACUACCAAAUGGUUCUGGGCCUGCAGAUUGCAGCUCCUCUCGUAAUUGGAGGCGCGACAGUUUGUCUCCAGCAGUCAAACUUGGUUAAUUGGAGAGUCUCAGAGAGAGAGGGAUCGGAAGAAACCUGUUUCUCGACCAAUUAAAUUCGAGAGCGGGAGCGCAAGUCUGGCUUUAGGCCCGGCCAAAAGACGAUGACGGCCCACAGCAGCCAUAACGAAAAUACCCAUCCAAAACGGUAGCCCCCAGCGGUCUAUGAGUGAUUCUUCGGCGCGUAGAAGAAUGGGUUUCAAGCACGCCAUGCUGCAGCGCAGUUACGAUCUCUCGCCCUCGCCGGCACGCACUUCGCCCACCCACAAUGGAGUCCAGAAUUUGGGAGCUGGCCCCCAGAUCCAGCCGGUUCAGGUCACCGACUUUAGUAUAAGUAAAAUCCUGGGAAAGGAUCGCAAGCCAGCUCAGGAUACGAGCACGAGUAUACUGGAUCUCUCCAAGAGCAGCAGUCUUAGUGUAAGAACUGCUCCAACUGGAGGAACUGGAACUGGACCUGGAACUGGGUUAACCAUGCCUACUCCCUAUGGAGGCUACUCCAUGUUGCCUCCUGAUUUGGUGGCCAUGGCCAAUGCCACCAAGUUUUAUGCCCAGUUCUUCCCGCACUUACUACCCGCCUAUGCGGCUGCUGCAGCGGCUGCAGGAUUGAGUACCCCACCCACAUCGCCCUAUCAACAGCAGCAUCAUCAUCAGCAGACUUUACCGAAUCAGCAGAAACGCUUCUUUGCCCCCUAUGUGAUCAAUGGUCAGGCUCAGACCCCUCAACAACCACUCAUCCGGCCAAAGAGCACCGCCUGCACUCGACCAGAUUGCCUGGAGUGCUUGGAUUACUACCAAAGAUUGCAGGCCGGAGGUGGAUACAAGCAGACCACGCCCCUAAUCUCACCCGCCGCCUCCUCUGUCAGCAGUUCCAGUGGUUCCGUGCGACCCGUCAGGGAUCUGAUCAUGAGUGCCGCCGGAGGAUCCGCCGCCGGCACAAACAUCUCACUGACCACCGUUACCAAUCUGAGUCUAAGUUCGGUUCAGUCUUCAACCGUCGGAAUGAUGCCCAAAUUGGCCGGAGGAGGACUAGUGACCACAGCCGUCGGCAGUAAUAGUGGAGGAAUGGGAGGUAUCGCUGGCUAUAAUCCAACAUCCCCCGAGGAGAUCAGCUACAAGUGCAGGAUUUGCGAGAAGGUCUUCGGAUGCUCCGAAACUCUGCAGGCUCACGAAAAGACGCACAAAUCGCCGCGUUACGAGUGUGCGGAUUGCGGAAAGGGCUUCUCGCAGCUGCGGAACUACAAGUACCAUUUGUCAGUUCACCGGGGAACCAAGGAGUUUGCGGCCGAGUGUCCCGAGUGCGGCAAGACGUUCAACGAUAAGGGAUAUCUGAGUAGCCACCUGAAGAUCCAUCGGAAUCGCAAGGAGUACGAGUGUCCGUACUGCCCAAAAUCCUUCAACCAGCGAGUGGCCUUCAAUAUGCACGUCCGUAUUCACACUGGAGUAAAACCACACAAAUGCAACGAGUGUGGAAAAAGGUUUUCUAGGAAAAUGCUCCUAAAACAGCACAUGAGAACACAUAGUGGGGAGAAACCCUAUCAGUGCUCCGUGUGCGGAAAAUCCUUUGCCGAUCGCAGCAACAUGACCCUGCACCAUCGCCUCCAUUCGGGAAUCAAGCCUUUUAGCUGCCCCCUGUGCCCCAAGGCCUUCACCAAGAAGCACCACCUGAAGACCCACCUGAACUACCACACUGGUUGCAAACCCUAUGUCUGUCCACAUCCCAAUUGCAAUCAGGCCUUCACCCAGUCGAGCAAUAUGCGAACCCAUGCCAAAAAGUGCCAGUACCGUCCGCUGGAUGGAGUUACAACAUCCGUACUUCCGGCUCCUGGAAAGGGUCCUCAACAGAUACCUCCCUCCACUUUGGCUAUGGCCAUGGCUCCAACCUUUGCGAUGCCACCACCACCUGGACCUCUAUCUCUGCCACCUGGACCCCCGCAACCGCCCACUCAGCAAACCCUGCUCAGCAACCUCAGGACAUUCUGAAUCGAAGGAUCGUCUUCUUCGUAACCCCCAAGCAGUAUCUACCAAAAUUGUAGCACUUACCAAGCAUAGUUCUUCCAUUGUUGUUUUUCAUAUUAGGUUUAAUGUCAAUAAUCCCUAAGCGAGAUUUGUUAAAUAAAAAAUGUUGUCACAAAUAGUAAAAAUUA
Messenger RNA from Drosophila subpulchrella, 3567 nucleotides. Its product is annotated as zinc finger and SCAN domain-containing protein 21. The transcript is spliced from 6 exons. The record is from RefSeq and is a predicted model, not a curated record. The coding region runs from base 1589 to 3403 and encodes 604 amino acids. NCBI's taxonomy places the organism in Eukaryota, Metazoa, Arthropoda, Insecta, Diptera, Drosophilidae.